Molecule: messenger RNA, 1446 nt
Organism: Penicillium longicatenatum
Lineage: Eukaryota; Fungi; Ascomycota; Eurotiomycetes; Eurotiales; Aspergillaceae
Product: glycosyltransferase family 31 protein
Exons: 1
Coding region: 1-1446 (481 amino acids)
Molecular function (GO): acetylglucosaminyltransferase activity
Source: RefSeq, a predicted model, not a curated record
AUGGCUCGAUUUAGCUCCUCGCACAGGUCCCUCACAGCGGCUGUUUGCCUAGUGCUGUUAUUAUGUGGUUUUGUCUACCACCAAAAAGCGGAUCAGAGCACAUUUAUUAGCGUUUCGGGGUCGAAAGGUACCUCGAAGAAUACCCCGAUCGGAGACUGCUCUGUCGAUCUCGAAUACUUGAGAUCACUGGGGUUCAACCAUUCGGUGGAUUAUGCCCGAUGGAAUAUCCGAGUCACCGAAUCGAAGAAGUUUACGGAAUUCUCGGAAAGCCUGGAUGUUCCCGUUCCCGAGUUCAAUCGCCUCGAGCUCGAUACAGAGGCUGCUAUCGACACUCUUCCGGCGGGUCAAUGUCCCCGCGCUGUGAAGAUCGAGGCACCUAAGCGGAAAGCCCCGGUUGACGCAUCUCAUUUAAUGUUUGGUGUAGCGACUACCAUUGACCGAUUGGACGACUCCUUGGGGGCCAUCGCACGAUGGGCUGGUGGCACCAAAGCUCGGGUUAUCGCUCUAGUUGAGAGCGAUGCAAGCCUCAACAUAACCCAGGUCAUGCAACAUGCGAAAGAAUUAGACGUGACUCUCCAGAUCCUGGAAAACGACGAGGAAUUCUUGGAUCGCUACUAUAGACUCACCCGAAUCAUAUAUGAACUCCGCGAUGAGUCGACACAGUGGGCCAUCAUCAUUGACGAUGACACUUUCUUCCCCAACAUGGAGGGCCUGGUCGCCCAACUCGCUACCUACGACGAAACUAAGCCAUACUACAUUGGAGCACCAACUGAAAACAUGCAACAAAUGGCGUCCUUCACGUAUAUGGGAUACGGAGGCGCCGGGGUCUUCCUCUCAAUGCCCCUGCUGCAGGAAAUUGAUGCCCACUUCGACGAAUGCUUCGAGUACAAAGACCAUGGUGACAAGCGUGUGUCAAAAUGUAUCUAUAGAUACACAUCUACUAAACUCACUUGGGACCGACACCUCUUCCAACUCGAUCUCAGCCCGGAUGGAUCCGGCUUUUAUGAAGCUGGUCGCCAAUUACCCCUAUCAGUGCACCACUGGAAAUCCCCAGACUGGUUCCCCGUCAACAUUGUCGGUAUGAGCCAGGUCGCCGAUAUCUGUGGCCGCGAUUGCCAGCUGCAGCGCUGGAGAAUCACAGAUGACUGGUAUUUCAUCAAUGGAUUCUCGCUCGUCCGUUACUCGGAACCACAAGCACCGGAGGACUUGGCCUCCAUGGAACAGACUUGGUCUUAUUUCUCUUGGACUGAAGAUGAUUCCUACGAGUACAGCCUGGGACCUUUGCGUCCACGAGACAACGGAAAGUUAUCUUACCGUUUGCUAGAUGCGGUUUCUACAAACAAGCAGGUCCGGCAGAUUUACCUUCGCCAGACAGAUGAGUGGUACUAUGAUGACGAAGAGCCGGAGAAUCCGCAACUCCUGGAGGUUGUUUGGACAUUGGCAUAA